Messenger RNA from Enterobius vermicularis (human pinworm), 744 nucleotides. The record is from the annotation of a GenBank genome assembly. NCBI's taxonomy places the organism in Eukaryota, Metazoa, Nematoda, Chromadorea, Rhabditida, Oxyuridae.
AACAUUCCUUUAAUCUGUGUUGCGCUCUUCAGUGAUUCUGCCGGCAAAUGCCGCUUUCAAAGAAGCAUAUUUGACAUUUGGCCUAAAUAUCACAAUAAAGAGAUAAUACGUCUUAGAUUAUUGCAGGGGUUCUGCUGUCCAUUACCAUCAGAGCAUCAUCCCGUGUGCCCCGUAGGAGUUGCGCACGAAUCAAGCAGUGCUCCAGAAUACGGAUGCCAGAACUGUCCCAGUGAUUACUUUUGUCACAGAGACAAAAUUUACACGAACAAAGAAAUAUGCUGCCCAAAACCCUGUGUAAGUAUGGAAGAUCUGUUCAUAAACGGUCAGUGUUAUCCAGUUGCACAGCUUGGUGAAAGUUGUCAGAUUUCUGAACAAUGUACAACUAUGGAUGAAGAAAGUUUGACGAAAGUCGAAUGUAAUAAUGGCUUUUGUAAAUGCCCGCAUGGGUAUGGGGAAGUUGGUGGAAUCUGUAAAAGGAUUACAUGCACUAUCGGUUGGAAAGGAGAGCCAUCCGUAGAUAGUAAGAACCAACUAAUUCAUUGCUCUCGAACGAAAGACUGUGCAACUGGUUACAUGUGCGAUUUGACAUUUAACGUUUGCUGUAAAGGCAAAAAUCGUUGUCCAAAGGGCUCCACAGAAGUCAGUUACUCGUGUGCUGACGGUAGUUGCAUUCAGAAUGGCAAUUUUUGUCAUCGACCACCGAAAGGCAAAGAAAAGAUUUGCUGUCAUGAAGAGGUGGAUUAA